AUGUCGAAAGGCAAAGAGAUAGUCAUGGAACCUUUGGCUAAGGAUUUGAAUGAAGAAUUGGUAAGAUAAACUCUCAUUUAUCCUAGGCUUAGGCGUUUUUCGAAAAUCGGCGGCUGAAUUUUCCGGAAAUGACACAAAAAGUAGAUACAAAAGAUAGACACAUGCGAAUUACCUAGAAAUACUAGAAAUGCAUAUAUUCCAUAGCUUUUUUUCUAGCCAAACAACUAAAGUUUGCACCUUUAUUUUUAUCAUUAAUGCCGCUCCUUCUGGGGCCGGUUGUAUACGAAAGGUGGAUAAAUGGCUAUCAUGCAUGUGCGUGGAUAAGUCGCUAUCCAGCGGAUAAAUUUUAUCCAGAUGAAAAUCGCAUUGUAUGAAGCGUGGAUAGCGUUAUCCAACGGAUAAAAAGGCACUAUCCGUUGGGUACAUUUAUCCGAGGUCCAUGCAGAGGUAGUUUAAAUCCACUAUCCCGUGGAUAAAACUUAAAACGUUGGGUCUUCAUAGCGUUAAAACCUGUAUGUUGCUCUUUCAAUAACAAAGCUCAAAUUCAUAUAUUUAUAUGAUUUUCGACAUGGCGCUAUACCGAAUCCCUGGCUUUCACUUGUAUAACUUACCUCGAGUAUGCAUACCAGACGAAAACGUCCUAUAUGCUAUUAGUCUGACAGCGAUUUGCGAGCACGGUAUCGUUUCGGCAUGCAGAGAAGCAAUCGUGACUAUCGUCCGACUUGUUGAAGACGAAAUUAGCCCGUCAACCAACCGAAGCUUCCCUAUUUUGGCGAUCAACCAAGUUGUUGGAGAUACCAUUGCAGGGGCAGACAAGUCUAAAGGCCGGCGCACACUAGAGCUAUGUGCUUAGCAAAAUGUCAUUCGUGACUGUUGGCGUAAGGAGAUAGCUCUCGUGUGCGGGCGAUUUACGAACGACUUUUGUCAUUCGUGCCACUUACGCCACGGUUAAUAGCGCCAAAUAUCUAACAUGUUUGAUAAUUUCUGCCUCGCGUGCCAAAAUCUUUCCGUGUGCGGCGAACGAAAGCUAUCUGCUUACGGAUUGUCGUAACAGCGCAUGCGUAGUAUACGAAAGUAAACAUCCAAGAUGGCGGCGCAAAAUGAAUUGCUGGCCCAGGCAAUUUUAGAGGACAAACUUGUCGAACUUUGGCCUGAAUAUAAAUGUUUAUACGAUGUGAGUUCUGCAGAUUUUAGAAAUAGGGACAAAAGGGAAUGUACGGUGAAAGAAAUAGCCAGUAAGUUUGUCCUCUAAAAUUGCCUCGGCCAGCAAUUCAUUUUGCGCCGCCAUCUUGGAUGUUUACUUUCGUAUACUACGCAUGCGCUGUUACGACAAUCCGUAAGCAGAUAGCUUUCGUUCGCCUCACACGGAAAGAUUUUGGCACGCGAGGCAGAAAUUAUCAAACAUGUUAGAUAUUUGGCGUAAGUGGCACGAAUGACAAAAGUCGUUCGUAAAUCGCCCGCACACGAGAGCUAUCUCCUUACGCCAACAGUCACGAAUGACAUUUUGCUAAGCACAUAGCUCUAGUGUGCGCCGGCCUUAACGUUUCCAGAAUUGUUCGUCGAAUAACAUUGGCUCUCGCUCAUGUACUUGAUGAUUUUGUAAAAUCUCCACAAACCCAACAAGAAUAGGAUGAAAUCAAACAAUUAAGGAUUUUCUGAGCUUCGAGAUUUUCCUAAUUGUGUUAUCGGAUGUGCGAGCAUGCUUUUACCGUCGCUAAUUUUUUAAGCGAGCGAAGGAGCAAAAACAAUACAAAAGUGCUAAAGUUGUGGAGAAACUCUUUAAACAAAUUAACCAUGAAGUCAAUUAAUUUGUACUAAUAUUUUAAAAGGUGUUGAAAAAUUAGAAUAACGAGUCCUGUGUGUACAAAUUUCAAAUUUCUCAAUCUCCGUGUUAUAACAAUAUAUUUACAGGAAGAAGUGGCAGAUGAGAUAAAAGAGAAACAAAAGGAAAAAACAGAACUUUUGAAAUCAAUGGAUCUUAGUCAGUAAGUUUUUGUCUAUUCGGUACAAGUGAACGUUUACGUACAAUGAUUGCCGUAGGUAUCUACCUUGUAGCCUGACUUCCAGACUCUAUUAAUGUCAAUUUCACACAUUUUGUGACAGGCCCUCUUUUCCCUUUCAUCGACUAGCAUUUACGACGGAAGAGUAGACAGGGCCUGAUACUCAGUAUACUUACAAAGGAUUUUUCGACGUGUCAGCCAGAAACCUUAGGUUUAGACUCUCCCAACGCGUAACAGUUGUGGUUGGAAAAAGAAUAUUCAUGCAAAAUAUUUUACAUGUUUUUUUUUCUUGUAUUUCCUAGAUAUGCAAUUACGGGCAAAGACGAUGACUGGAAAGAGGCAUUAAAAAGCAAAGGACCUGCUAAGAUGAUCAGUAUUGCAAGGUAUGUAUUUAUCUUUUAACACAAUCAGAGAAUUGGAAAAAAAAUUUGACCGACGUUCGUAUACAACGUCUCCAGUCGCAAGAAAUAGAGACCGUACGAUUUAGGACGGUAACGCGACGGCAACGCGGCUACCAAUACAAUAGAUUAUUGAAAAGAAUUGAAUAAUUACAAUAUAUGAAUAAUUUAGACAUUGUCCUCGCUCUGUUUACAACGCCAAAUCACAGAUUUUCACGUCUUGAUACAACGGCUGCAUUUCAAGCCUGCAAUAAGUGCAACUUCAAACUGGGUAUAUAACUCUUCCCAAUCAUAAAACCCAUGUCUUCAACUUCUAAGACUGUAUUCAAUUCAUACGAUUGAUAAUAUACGACGAUUUAUCUUUACUAUACCAUUUAUUUGAAGGAGCCAUUUUGGCCGUUGUCGUGGCGUUGCCGUCCUAAAAUUGUAAGGUCUCUAAUAACCUGUUACCAACGCAAGUCAAACGUAAAUGAUACGUCAAAUGCAAGUCAAACAUUGGUUGGUGCGGCCAGAUUAGUAUAUCGCAAUAAAAUCUGCAUAACGGCCAGAUUUGUAUAUCGUAACUAUACACAAAAGGUUGUAAUAUAUAAUAUAUGAAUAUAUAUGGGUGACUCCCCAGUUCAUGGUAAUAAGAAUAGUACAGAAUCACUUGCGACUUAAUUGACUCGGUCAAUGGCAAAAUAACUUGUGAUUUGACUUCGACUUGCCAAAAAAGACUUGUUGACAACUCUGGUAAUCCAAUCCGAUCCAAUUCGGGAAUAAAUAUUAAAUCAGAACCGAUGUCUUAAUUUUGUUUCGUAAGAAUAAUCCAUACAACAUCAGCACAGAUACAUGGAAAGCAUACUAUAACAUUCUUCAAAUGAUACUACGUUGAGAUUUGGUAAUAAAAAGACUAUCCAAUCUUUUUUUAACUGUUCAUUGUUGAAGGAAAGUUUGAUGGAGUCAUUGUGUUUUCAUAACUAAACCACCAUGUGAAACCAUUUCUAAACGGAAAAGCCGAAGUAAGCUGGUAGAUCAAUUGUUUUCGGCGAGUUUAAUGACAUUUAGUAACGAAAUCCGACAUACCAGUCAGUCUUGGACGUAUCCCUUGAGAGCAUUCUGGCGAAUAUUGCAACGUUAAUGCAGAUUUACAAAACAAACUUCAUCACCCCCUCUCCCCCAGUUCAAUGUUGCAAUCAGCGCAAAAAAAAACGUUUGGUAACUUACCAUGACACGAGCUCAACAUUGAGUUUGAGCAGCAAGGGCUUAAGAGGCGCAGCAUGAUUUAACAUGGAAUUUAUCAUAAUGGGUAUACGGAUUUUUUAUAGAGGGAAAGGUGUUCUAGAGCAGUUAUGUCCAAAAUUGCAAUAUCAAGGAUAAAUUCGAUUCGAUCCGACAGAAAAACAAAAAAAUCCGAUCCAACCGGACACGUAAACUUUUGACCGAAUCAAAUCAGAUUGGGUUUGGCACACUAGUCGCUACCCAAAAGCGAUCCACACUCGUGUAAAAAAUUCCAAGUAUAAGGGUUUAAUCAAUAUGAUCACAUGUAUCUUAUAUAGGAUAUAUUCAAAAAGUAUCAAGUUAAUUAUAAAUUUUAACAUUAUUUAUUUAAACUUUUGCUACUAUAGAGUACCGUUUUCGCUGACCCAAUUUACCUUUCUUUUCUAGUGACAAGCCAUCUAAGCGAAAAUCUCUGGUAAGCAUUAAAUUUUUGCACUCAUUUUUUCACUGCUAUAAACAUUUUAUAUACAAUCUCUGCUCCCGAUGGAAAUAGUUAUAGUUUUGUUUUCCCGAGAGUCCCAAUGUUUCCCUAGACGAAGUCGAGACAGACAUUAAGUAUUUGUUAUAUCUAUAGCGACGAAAGAAAAAUCGACAACAUUCAUACAGCAAUUGUAUUUCAUGGCAAAAACUCUAUUGUGUAAACGAGUUUAAAAUGAAAAGAACCUACUGAAACGGUUUUAGUAUCGUAUUGUGUAUUUUUCUUCUCUUUUACAUUUUUUUAUUUUAACACGAACUUGAAAAAUCAUAUAGUUUAUAAACUUGCACCGCCAUUUUGUUUAUUUUAUGUAGUACGUAGCCGGUCGUGGUUGGGCAACAAUUUUUCACUUGUUGCCCGGUGGCAUACAUAGCAUUUAUCUAAAGCCACGUGACCACAAAUCAGCCAAUCAUGUUUGGUUGACGUUACCCUCCACUAAAAUACCAAACCUUUUAAUUUGUAAUCUCCGCUCCCUGACGUCCAAGGUCGACGAACUUGACGCUGUGGUGUCUUUUAACCAAACGGACAUGGUCUGCAUUACAGAGACUUGGUUAUCUCCUGCAAUUCCUGACAAUUUGGUAUCUUUGUCCAAUUUCAAUCUGUUUAGGAACGAUAGACUGGUUUCAAACGGCGGAGGUGUUUGUGCCUACAUAAAUAGCAAUAUCUAUUGUAGACGAAUUGAGGAAUUUGAAAACUCUUCGAUUGAAUCACUGUGGUUAUCAGUGAGACCAAAGAAGCUACCCCGCUCUGUCUCGGUUGUCUUACUGGCUGUUGUUUACCAUUCAACAGCAUCCCGCCAAACUGAAAAUGUAGAAUUGUAUUCACACAUUCAAACCAAUGUGGACUCAUUUUUAUAUUCCCACCCUGAAGCUUUGGUCCUAAUUACGGGCGACUUCAAUUUUAGAAGCACGGGUCUCGAUGCAAACCAUCUUAAAAGAAUUGCUGGUCUGACGCAGAUAGUCAAGGUAGCUACCAGAGCUGAUGUAAUUUUAGACUGGUGUUUAACCAACUCAAAGGUGGAUAAUAUUUACGAAUCAAUCCAACUCCCUCCCAUUGGAACCAGUGAUCAUUAUACGAUUCUUAUGAAAGCCCAACCUUCUCCCUCAAAGCCAGACAAUUCACAUAUAUGGAAACGCGAUCUCAGAGAUAGCAGGAUACGGCCUUUUGGACGAUAUAUCACUACAUUUGACUGGUCUCCUAUCUUGGACAUACAUGUCUGUGAUACAAAAUAUGAAAAGUUUAACGAUACAAUGACUGUGAUGAUUGAAAAAUUCUUUCCCUUGGAACGGAUUAAAGUACGAAAGUGUGAUAAGCCUUGGAUGACGUCAUCAAUAAAGUCUGCUAUUGGGAGACGCCAAAAAGCCUUACACGAAAGCGGGAAAAAUUCAGAUAUUUAUAAAUAUUGGCGUAAUAGAGUCCAAUCAUGCAUUAAAGUUGCACGAAAGAUCUACUAUAUGAGGUCAGUUGAGAAAUUAAAAAAUUCUAACCCGGCAAGAUGGUGGAAAGAAGUGAAAGCCAUUGGUGGUCUCUCGUCAAAAAAUUCUUGGUAUUCUCAGCUAUUUUCUGAUGAUGUUCGGAAUUGUGAAGAACUGGCCGAAAAUUUUAAUAACUUUCUUACUGCCCUUACAUCACAUUUUGACCCUCUAACUCUCGACGAAAUCCAGGAGGGCCUUAGAAGUACCAAACCAUUACCUCGUUGA
Paramuricea clavata is the source of this 5833-nucleotide messenger RNA. NCBI's taxonomy places the organism in Eukaryota, Metazoa, Cnidaria, Anthozoa, Malacalcyonacea, Plexauridae. The record is from the annotation of a GenBank genome assembly.